This is a messenger RNA of Sphaerodactylus townsendi, 2395 nucleotides long. It is a transcript of the gene SSTR2, whose product is annotated as somatostatin receptor 2. Gene Ontology annotation, molecular function: neuropeptide binding; somatostatin receptor activity. The record is from RefSeq and is a predicted model, not a curated record. Gene Ontology annotation, biological process: cellular response to glucocorticoid stimulus; neuropeptide signaling pathway; cellular response to estradiol stimulus. Lineage: Eukaryota; Metazoa; Chordata; Lepidosauria; Squamata; Sphaerodactylidae. Bases 304 to 1425 code for a protein of 373 amino acids. The transcript is spliced from 2 exons. Gene Ontology annotation, cellular component: membrane; neuron projection.
GUGGCACAGAAGCAGGAGCGCCUGAGAGUCGCGCCGAAGAAGGCUGGUCCGGCUCCCUCUCCGCUUCCAGGGGAUCCCCGGGGAUCUGGCUGUGGCUGUCAGCGUCCCUUUGGGUUGGUUUUCCAGUCGAUCUCCAUCAGCACCGAGAAAUUGUGCGUGUGCACCAAAAAAGAGAGGAGGAGGAGAAUCCGUGAAGGGCCAGGAAUUAUUUUUCCGCUUAACUGGGAGCACCCUGAGUCAACUGACAUGACCGUUUUCUUUGCCUGAAGUGUUUGCCUGGCAAACUCUAACACCAGUUGCACGAUGGACCUGAAGUAUGAGUUGCUCAACACCACAGUGUUCUGGUUUCCUUCUGCCUCUCAGUUUGACAGCUUCUCCCCAGAGACUCCUACCACGAAUGCCUCCAUAAACAUCACAGGCCACCACUAUGACCUGACCAGCAAUGCCAUCCUUACCUUCCUCUACUUUGUGGUUUGCAUUGUGGGACUGUGUGGUAACACCCUGGUCAUCUAUGUCAUUCUCCGCUAUGCCAAAAUGAAGACAAUCACCAACAUCUACAUACUCAACUUAGCGAUAGCUGAUGAACUAUUCAUGUUGGGGUUGCCGUUUUUGGCAAUGCAGGUGGCUCUUGUUCACUGGCCCUUUGGGAAAGCCAUCUGUCGGGUUGUCAUGACAGUGGAUGGAAUCAAUCAGUUCACCAGCAUCUUCUGCCUCACAGUAAUGAGCGUUGACAGGUAUCUUGCUGUAGUGCAUCCCAUAAAAUCUGCCAAGUGGAGGCGACCAACAACAGCGAAGAUGGUCAAUGUAGCUGUUUGGGGCAUUUCCCUUUUGGUCAUCAUGCCCAUCAUGAUAUAUGCAGGAGUCGCCCAUAACCAUGGGAGCAGUAGCUGUACCAUAAUCUGGCCAGAUGAAUCUGGUGCUUGGUAUGCUGGUUUCAUAAUCUAUGCCUUUAUUCUCGGCUUCUUGGUGCCACUCACCAUCAUCUGCCUUUGCUACCUAUUCAUUAUCAUCAAGGUCAAGUCCUCCGGUAUUAGGGUGGGUUCCUCUAAGAGGAAAAGAUCAGAGAAGAAGGUUACAAGGAUGGUCUCCAUUGUGGUUGCUGUUUUCAUCUUUUGCUGGCUGCCCUUCUAUAUCUUUAAUGUCUACUCAGUCUCUGGGUCAAUUGUACCCACACCAGUUCUCAAGGGCAUGUUUGAUUUUAGAAAGGUAAUCACCAUGCCAAUAGCUGCGCUAAUCCCGCAUCCUCUAUGCGCUCUUCGGUCUGAUAAUCCUAAGAAGAGCUCGGUGAAUGUUCUCUGCUUGAUGAAGGUCAGUGGCAUUGAUGAAACAGACAGGAGUGACAGCAAGCAGGAUAAAUCUAGGUUAAAUGAAGCCACAGAAACCCAAAGGACACUGCUCAAUGGAGACCUCCAGACAAGCAUUUGAAAGACAUUUUCAACUGUCCACUCAUCUCCUUCCAACGUCUUCAAAGAAGGCAGCAGCCCACAGCAAGUCAGGUCCUUCUCUUAAUGGAAUGGUGAUGCAUGAGAUGAGUUGGCUCAUGGAGUAAGGUUCGCUUCUAAGCCAAGAAAAGACAGCCUUUUGAAGGUAUUACUCAAAAGGAAAAGUUAAUAUGUAUAUGGGUAAUAAUCCAGAAGCACAUACAGGUGUGUAUGGACUUGCACAUGGUGCAAUCAUGCAUUGAAAGAAUCCCUAUGGGCAAAUCUUCCAGAGCGAAUCUGAGAUUUUAAAAAAUCCCUCAUCAAUUUUUCAACAGGUGCAUGGUCUAGAAUUGAUUAAACGGACUUUUUUCAAAGGAACUUCAUUGAUACGCUAAAUACUAGUCAGUUCCUCUUUUCCCCGUCAGUAGUCUAACGUAGGUGUUAUGGCUACAUUCAUAAAAGUUACCAAGCCAGGAAAACAGAUAUGGAAAUUCCCACCACCAAAUUGCAGGCACUUUGAAAGUUCAGAUUUAUAUGGUUUUGAGUAGGCAAAAUGUUAAAUUUAUACAUUUUACAUCAAAAAUGAAAAUCCAUAUGGGCAAGGUGGUGUACAUGUGUAAAAGACAGGACAAGUGAAAUAUCCACUGUCUUGCUUGCAGACCUGAAAAUGAAAUGGUAUCUUUAGAGUUAGGUUUUGAAACUUUCAUUGCUUAAAUCAAUGGAGAAAGUAUAUCACAAUGCCAGUGGGGGGAGGAAAGGCUGUCUGUGUAGCUGUAAUAGAAUCCUUUAUCAUCAUUUGACAGAGAUGACACAUUCUGCCAAGUUCCAUCCCAUUGCAAGGUCUAUGGUUUAAUUGUUUUCCCAUUUAAAGAUGUUCUGAUAGAAUGUAUAUUGUCAAAGCAUGAAAGUAAAAUUUUUUAGUAACUGUCAAAUGAAUGAGAGUAAUUAACCUUUGAUGGGGUUCAAACUUAUCU